UUCCCAUCCGACGGCCGCGUGCAGACCAAGUUUAGGGUUCGCCGGGUGCGAAGGCGAUGGAAGAUGAUGGGCUGGAUGAUCUCUUUAGGAAUCGGCGCAUAGGGGCCGCCACCAUUUCCAGAAUCCGAGAUCUAGAUCUGAAAGCACAGGAUUUGCUGGUUCUGUCACCUCAGUUUUUGGCAGAGCUGUGCCAAACUGUGGGAGCAUCUGAUGGCGAGAGGUUCAAGAUUUUAGCUGCCGUGGGUGCAGCACAACAUUCCGCAGUGACGGGAAUCCGCGGAUUUGGUUCGCGAUCGGAAGGCUUGAACGCGCGUUUAUACAUUUCUGAAAGAAAAGAUCUGUUGGAGAAGCUUGAGAGUCUUGUUCGCAAAGAACGAGCAGUCGUCGUGCGAGCCCCUCCUCAAAGUGGUAAAACGUCUCUUCUUCAGCUGUUAAAAGCCAGAACCGAAUCGAAAUUCAGCGACGUGUUCUGCAUCAGCCUUGCAGGCAUCAAUGGCCACAGUUUCGAGUAUAUGUGGUAUCAGCACUAUCCUCAUGUUUCAAUGGAGAGUCUCAACAGCAGCGAGCCUACACUUCUACUUGUCGACGAAGGGCAGAGUGGGUUUCAUGCUUCUGAUCUAACUCUAUGGGCCAAGAUUAAAUCAGCGCAAGCCGGUGGUAUGCUGUAUAUUGUGCUCGUCUCCAGCUUUGGGAGUGAUGAGGGUGAUACGGACGAAGGCGAGCUGCCGCCAACACCAGUUAUAUUUAAACCAAGUUGCGCUGUGAUUAUACGGCCGCAACAUGGUUCUGAAUCUUCAGGUAUUUAUCUCCAGUUUUCGGACGCUGAAUGCUCGGAGAUAUGGGAGAACUGGUGCAAAUUCUGUGCAUUUGUACCCAACAACAACGACAUCCUCUACUACGUGAUGGAGGUUGGAGAUAGACAACCAGGGCUCAUGACACACAUGCUUGACUGGCUUGUGAGGAGAAAGUUCAAUGACAAAAAUCGGGACGACUGUGAGGAGUUUGCGAAGAGCGAGUUGCUUUCUGAACGCUUUAUGGCUUCGCUAUCUGAGAUUCGAAGUAUUUCCACGUUUCGUAAUAUGUAUUGGCGACCGGAGUAUGCAGGUAUCCUCUCCAAAUUACUGGGAUCCAGUUCAGCUCUGGGUUUUGUGAAGAAAACAGAGCUGUCCUCGGAAGAGCUUCAUGCUGCAAAUAAGCUUUUGAGAAGGGGUCAAUUGGUGAGGACCAAAGCCAUGAACUUUAUGUUUCCUUCGCCUUUGCACCGUCACUAUUUUGCAUCUUUCUGUGCCACUGCAACGUUAACGCUGCCCCAAGUUCAAACAAUGGGCAUCGAGAGCUUUCUGGUCCAUGUGAUUCAAAGGAUGAGUGCCGGGCGUUUGGCUUGUUCUGAAUCUCUUGCAACUGAAGAUGGGACAAUAUACGAGCGACAAUACCAGAAUGAGUUCUAUCGCGCAUACUGCACACUUCUUGAUGUCCCAAUGUCCCCGGAUGUUGGUAGACUGUAUGGUGUGGCAGGAUACGUUGACUUUUAUCUCGCAGAUCUCAAAUGGGCCUUUGAAAUUGCUCGGGAUGGUAUCAAACUUGGGGAAGUGAAGUGCCGUUACCAUGCAUUGAUCUCCAAGGGAGUGGUGAAGAAGUAUGUGGUAGUGAACAUGGAUGCAACUGGUGUUGUUUACAAAGAUGAGGUAGGAUUGGUCCAGGUGAUAUUUGCUGAUGGUUACAAGACUGCAACAAUCUAUCCCUCAGGCCAAGAAGUAGUUUUACAAGCUUAGAACAGUGAAUUUCUUAGCCCUUAUCCAAGUUUUUUCUUAAUAAAUUUAAAUUGUUAGUUGUUGAA
Selaginella moellendorffii is the source of this 1837-nucleotide messenger RNA. RefSeq lists its product as uncharacterized. NCBI's taxonomy places the organism in Eukaryota, Viridiplantae, Streptophyta, Lycopodiopsida, Selaginellales, Selaginellaceae. The transcript has 7 exons. Bases 57 to 1772 code for a protein of 571 amino acids. The record is from RefSeq and is a predicted model, not a curated record.